AUGGUUGAGCGUUUUCAUCGCCAGCUAAAGACUGCCCUGCGUGCUGUGGCCGACCUAGGAAACUGGUCGGACAACCUUCCUCUUGCACUCCUCGGCAUCCGCGCAGCUCUGAUUUCGGAUCUGGGCUGUAGCGCAACUGAAUUGGUUUUCGGCAUUACCCUCCGACUGCCAUGCGAGAUGAUCACCCCAACCUCUCGUGGCGUCGACGAGACUCCUGACAACCUUGUGCACUGUUUGCGCCAAUUUAUGCGCUCGCUUUCCUCGGUUCCACCUCGAACUCCAAUGACUGAGUCUUAUGUCGAAAAAGACUUAGACAACUGUACUCAUGUGUUCGUCCGGUGUGACCGUGCGCGUCAGCCGCUGAAAUCACCAUACGAAGGACCGUUCCGCGUGCUCGCGCGCAACACCAAGACCUUCCGGAUCCUUUGCAAUGACAAGGAGGACGUGGUCAGUGUCGAUCGGGUCAAGGCUGCUGUUGCAGAGGAGCCGCCGGACCUGCCACAAGAACAAAAAAUCUGCUGA
Molecule: messenger RNA, 522 nt
Organism: Spirometra erinaceieuropaei
Lineage: Eukaryota; Metazoa; Platyhelminthes; Cestoda; Diphyllobothriidea; Diphyllobothriidae
Source: the annotation of a GenBank genome assembly